Molecule: messenger RNA, 5030 nt
Organism: Cydia pomonella (codling moth)
Lineage: Eukaryota; Metazoa; Arthropoda; Insecta; Lepidoptera; Tortricidae
Gene: Nrt
Product: neurotactin
Exons: 7
Coding region: 195-2444 (749 amino acids)
Source: RefSeq, a predicted model, not a curated record
CGCACGCACCUUGUUUUUUUUUUCGCUCGCCGCGCAAAGUGAAGUGCAAACAGCGCAACGCGAAACGACAUCGACAUCGACCGGCCUAAGUGACAUGGCGUUACAUUAGCGCAAUUUAAUUACGGAUUUCUUUUUAUAAAUCCCAAAGAAAUACGCUGUUUUUAUAUCAAGUAUAGCCAUUAUAGGAACGCAUAAUGAGUACAUUGGAUAUAAAUAAAAUGGAGGGCGAAGAAGAAAAUAAGACGCCCGAUAAGAAACAAAUCGAGGCGGAAGAAAAGGAGGUGAUGUUGAAGACUGAGAGCGAAAAUAAUGAAAUUAAUGCUGAAAUAAAGGCAGACGGCGAGGGACUGGUGAAGGCGGCGCUGUCCCAGGAGGUGAUUGAGCAGGGGAGGGAGGUGAAACCCAAGUUUAUUCCCAUAGGUGCCAUUAAAAUGCCCGGUUUUUUCACCAGAAACUCUGACAAACCUAAGGAUGAUGAAGUCAUUGAAAAGGAUCCAGAGAACGAAAAGACAGAGGAGAGCAAGCCCAAACGUAACCACUUCCAAUUUCUGCACACAUGCCCCUUCACCAAGUUUCUGCACCACCCCACGCAGAAUGAUAAAGAUGGUACCAUUGUGGAAGAAAAAAAAGGUAUUCACUUACCAAAAAUUAACGUGGAUUACCAAAUAUUCUUCCAAAAGAGGUCCAACAAAGACCCUGAAGCAACCCUUGCUUCCAUGGAGACAUUGGAAGACAAGCUGGACACACCCAAUGAUGGAAUGGAAAAUGUUAAAUUAGAUCCAGAAGAAGCUGUUGAUGGUAAAGUGGCCACGAAACUGCCUUUCAAAGAAAGAAUUCGACAGAAGAAAUUUAUAAUUGAUGACCUGAUCGUGGGCGCAGUAGUGGUGCUGGUGCUGCUGGCCGUGCUGGUGGGCGUGCUGCUGGGCGCGCGCGCCGGGCCGGCUACCGAGCGCCCGCUGCGGCUGGGCCGCUACAUGACCACGCUCUCCUCCUGCGGGCCCGUCGAGGGUAUCUUGGAAGAAGGCGUAUACAAGUUCUAUAGCAUUCCUUACGCCGUGCCGCCCAUCGGAGACUUGAGGUUCACGUAUGCUCAGCCACUUAACAACAUAUCACUGUGCUGGAACGGCACUCUUCAAAACCACAAGCCUGGGCCGCUCUGCAUGCAGUUUAAAGAAAACGAACGGACUAUUAUAGGCGAAGAAGAUUGCUUAACGCUGGAUGUGGUCACUCCUCACGUCAGGUACGAUUCUCGCCUGCCGGUGGUCGUUCUGAUAGGGGCCGGCACCCUGGCCGGCGGCAUCAGUCCCGCUCAACCGUCCGCUCUUUACGCCCGCACCAAGGAGGUAGUGUUCGUGCGACCCAAUUUCAGACUCGGACCCUUCGGGUUUUUGGCUCUCGACAUUCUUUCCAAAACCAUUUAUCCGGAGACCUCGGGCAAUUACGGUCUGAGUGAUCUGCUAGUCGCUUUACGGUGGGUGAAGUUGAAUAUUCAACAUUUCGGCGGCGACCCCGACUCCGUCACGCUGCUCGGGCACCGCGCCGGUGCCACGCUCGCUGCCUUGCUUACCACCGUCCCCAAGGCUCAGAAGUUAUACUCUAGAGCUUUCCUCUCGUCCGGCUCCGUCAUAUUCCCCGGCAAACACCUGAAAGAUUCAUACCCACUAAAUGAGGAAUUCAAACAGAACAGCAAAUGUAACGACGCCGCCUGUUUACGCCGCAUGAAGCCGGAGGCGGUGAUGACGGCCGUGCCGGCCACAUGGCUCGGGUCCGACGUCGGCUCCCUUCCGAAGACGAAUGAGAUGAAACACUCCUGGCUGGUCCUGGACGGCGUAUACGUGACGCGCCACGCUUUCGAGGCCUGGGACGUCCAGAAGGAGUCGAAAGAGACCGGAAAGGAGCGAGCUUUCAAGCCGAUGGUGUUCGGAACGACCGCGCACUCGGGCCACUCGGACCUCCUCCGUAUGAAACACCUGAACUGGACAGCCGAGCACGUGGAGAGCGUCGUCAACGACAGCGUGAUCGGCGAUAAGAACCUGACCGCCUCGGUGUACGGGCACGUGAACAGGACGUACUCUGGGCUGGUGGAGCUGGUGUCGGCGGUGCGCACGCUGUGCCCGCUGGUGAGCCUGGCGCGACUGCGGCUGGGCGCGCCGCUUUACGUGGUGGCGGGCGCGGGCGCGGGCGCGGCGGGCUCGCGCCUGGCCGGCGUGGACGCCGACCUGGAGGCCAUCCUGGGCACCUUCGACUCGGAGGUGGUGGAGCAGCGGCGCUUCAUGGCCGCCAUGCAGCAGCUGUUCUACUACUUCGUGUGGAACGGCCGUCUGCCCGGACCCGAGACGGGUAUCGCGGAGGUCGGCCAGGACGUGCUGCCGCUGCACGGGCUGCCCCUCUGCGACCUGCUCAUCCGAGAGGAUAUAGUGCCGAGGUAUGCACACGUUGAUUAGUCUCCCGUCUAGCGUUAAUCAGGGCUUCACAAUCUUUUGAAAAAUAUUUUGAAGUUUCUCAGUUUCUCAUCCUCGUCUUGUCAAAAAGGUAAGAGACCCUGCCGGAUAAUAAUUGUAUUAUCCUUAUGUUUGUUGUGUUGGCUUAGCUAGAAAUCAGGGAUCGCUUUAGUUUUCAUUUUUUUUGUACACACAUGAAAAUAAGCAUCUAAAAUGUGGAUUUUUGCUACCUAACUUCUCUAUAGUCUUUAUCAAACGCGAAGGGUAGGUUAGGCUGACACAUGUCUAUGUAAAGGACCCUAAAAUAUUCAAUUAUAGGGCUGUGACAAUGCAAAUAAGAAACGAUUUUUUAUUAUUCUCGAUUAAAUCUGCAAAGGCCAUAUAAUCGAUUCUAUUGGUGAUCAUUUAUAUUUUAAGUAAACAUCCCUUCACGAUUGAAUGCGACUGAAACGAUUUGAUACGAGCCGAAUCGAUUCGGUCGAUAAGUAGAGUUAAACUCUAUUGCAAUUGAGUUCCGUUUUACAUAAUGAAAAUCAGCGAUAAUAAAAUGUAUCUUUUUAUUUUUUUAACAUUAAUUAACAUUUGUGUCUAUUGAUGAGAUAUUCUAAGCUACGAAGAUAUGCAUUUUUGUCCUAUUGGGACUCAAGUUAUUUUCGUUAAAAAGGAUUGGUUCGAAACAUCAAUGGCAUGGAAUGAAAAAGAUUCAAAUGUCACCCUACCAUUCUUGCGUUUGAAAAAGGCUGUAGAAAUGUGAUAGCAGGCAGGAUCUACACUGUAUUGUACUGUACUCUAUACUAAUAUGAUAACUGAUAAUGGCCAUACGCUAUGGACCAGUAGGUAACAGUUAGCAGUAUUAGGAUAAAUAGUUACAAGAAAAAUUUAAUACAAAAUGAAAGUCCAAACCCCAAUGAGACUGAUACAGGAUUUUCAUCAUAAUACUCAAAACAAAAUGUUGAUCUCCAUAAUUUACCAUUUAUUAAGUAUGUGAUUUGUACUUUUUUACCAUUGUUUAUGAUUAAGUAUUAAGUAUGACUUUCGCAUAAUUAUUAAAAAAUCUUAACGAAUCUACAUGUAAUGUAAUUAGAUCUAAGAUUACUUUGUAAGCUCCGAGGACGCCCUUAUAUUCCAUUUUUUUCCAUUAUUUUUAUAAAUGUUCGUAUAGCUUCGAUAACCAAUUGGUAUUUUUAUCCCACGAAUAAUAAGCAAAAUAAAAUCAAAAGAAAAAUUAUUCAAAUUCAAUUUCCAUAUGCAAAGAAAAAUUGUUUAAACAAUAAAUGUUUGCGCCAAUAAGGCGGCCGCCACUAUCGUGGCGUCAUAAUAGCAGUAACAAAGAAACAAGGGAAAGAAAUGUCAAAUGCGCAGUGCAAACUUUUCGCCGUUUUUACAAAUUUAAAACUUGUUAAAGUAGAAGCUAUAGGCGGUUAUAACACUGCCGCCGCAUUACUUUGCGAAGUGGAAUACCCUGCGGCCCGCACCGCAUCUUCAUCCGAAAGCGCGAACUGUCAUGCGAUUCGCACCUUCGCACGGAACGGCAGAGCUAGUGUGUUAUACCAUGCUGCUUUUGCAUACAAAUCAAGAUUCUACAGUACAAAGUCAAAAACCGCAGCAUCCAACGCCGUUCCGAACUUCCGAAAAAAAAUUGCGGUCGGCAUUCGAUAAAUAAAAAUUCGAUUUUAAUUUUGAUAUUAAAAUGUUUUCAUAACAAGGUAUUCGAUUAGUAUUUUUUAUGGUAAUGGGUAUGGUGGCGGUUUCAUAAUAUAAAUUUGAUAGAUGAAACUACCCUAUUCUGUAUGAAAAGAAAUGAGUAUCUAAAAUAAGUUGUUACGUAAGAUCUAUUUAUUAAAGUAAUUUUAGCUUUUUUGGUUUUUGUGGUUGAUUUGUGAUCAAAAAGUACAAUAGCACCUAGUCACGUGUUGUCAUAGUUAGCAACAGUAAUAGUUCUGCAGAAGUUAGUUUAAUUUAACUACUCUAGUAGUAUUUUAGUUGGCAAGUAGCGAAUUAGCCAACUAAUAAUUGAACGAGCAAAUAACUAGUCAAUUUUGUGGGCAACUUGUCACCAUAAUAAAUUAUGCACUUAAUUGACUGUUUAUGUAUACGGUAAAUUUUGGUCAUUACUUACCAACAAAGAUCAUACAAAUCGAGCAUUGGAGCUUGUUUUGAAGGGUGUCCUUGGGUAUACAUGCAUGCUUGUAUGUCUGUGUCCAUAUCUGCAGUAUCUACACAUAAUGAAUGUGAUUUGAUUUUAAGUCUGAUAAUUCCAAAGAGCGUUUUUUUUGUACACUAUAGGUAAUUUAUGUUUUAGUUCAUGCUUAGAUAGACUAAUUGUAAGAAUUUGUACUCGUGUAAAGAGCCAUGAUGACUUAAAUGCGUCGUUGUGCUCGCAAAUACUGCAGUGAGCAUGUUUCUGGAAGUUUGAAGGAAUGCACCGAUGACCCAACAUUAAGGAUUAUUUCGUAGGUACAUACUUUGCUAGCACAACGACACGAUGUCUGUUACUCUCAUUCUCUUGCCAAAUAAUUUGGUUGCACUAGGCAGCUUGUUGACAGCUUUCGUAAUUUUGUAAAGUAAUAAAUGAAAUCUUAAGACUGA